Molecule: messenger RNA, 3762 nt
Organism: Rhea pennata
Lineage: Eukaryota; Metazoa; Chordata; Aves; Rheiformes; Rheidae
Gene: ANKRD40
Product: ankyrin repeat domain 40
Exons: 5
Coding region: 273-1352 (359 amino acids)
Molecular function (GO): protein binding
Source: RefSeq, a predicted model, not a curated record
GAGUUUAGGCAGCGGGGCUGUGGGGCGCCCUGCGAGCGUGCGUGUUCUGUAAUGCCGCUGGGCACCGUGUCCCCGGGCUUGAUUUAGGCGAAGCCUGCCGCAACUCGCACGCUGUGCUGGAGUUUCCAGUGGAAAAGCGCACGGGACGGUGCCGCCGGAGUUGCCGCCGGCUGCCCGGCCGGGGCCUGGCUCCGGGAGAGCCGCAGGGAUGCGAGGCCGCCGUGGCUAGCGAGCCCCGGCCGAAGGCAGCCCUGGGCCCGGGCGCUGGCGAGAUGACAAGCGUGGCGGAGGAGAGGGAGCUGCAGGAGCGGCUGAGGGAAGCGGCGGCGCUGGGGGACGCGGAGGAGGUUCGGCGGCUGGUGGAGUUCGGGGUGAACCCCAACUCCCAGAACGACGUCAACGGCUGGACUUGUUUGCACUGGGCAUGUAAAAGGAACCAUGCUCAAGUGGUGUCCUACCUGCUGCGUUCGGGGGCUGACAAGGAAAUUCUUACAAGGAAAGGAGAACGACCUGUCCAGUUGACAUCGAAGAGGGAGAUUUGGAAGAUGUUGGGAGUGGAAGAUGAUGAACUUCCAGACUUAAAGAAAGAUUUGGAUUUGCCAAUCAUCCCUAAUUACCUGGCUAACCCACCUUUCCCAUAUGUUUAUAACACCAUGAGUAACAGUAUUCCAGAUGCCUCUGUGAAUGGAAGUGUCUCGCCCUUAGAGCCACAAGACAGCGACUCUUCUUCCUUACCUCAUGUGGAAACGUGCACACAUGCAUCAUUACUGCAGGAAAAUGCUGCCUCGGAGGUGAUCGGUCCUGGAGAGAGGCCGUCACUGCCAGGUGGCUGUACUGCACCACGAUGCCCCAAACCCGUUGGUCAGAACGGCCCGGUUUACCAGACGUCUGUGUCUUGGAGCAGAAGUUCCCCUUCUCCUGUUGGAUCAAAAUCGGCCGUACCUCAGCAGCAGAACGGCUCCUGCACUGGGCCUGUGCCAACAUUUCAGCCAGUCUUCUUCACGGGAGCUUUUCCACUUAAUAUGCAAGAACUGGUGCUUAAAGUUAGAAUACAAAACCCUAGCCUUAGAGAAAAUGACUUCAUUGAAAUUGAACUGGACAGACAAGAACUGACCUAUAAGGAAUUGCUCCGAGUUAGUUGCUGUGAGCUGGGUGUUAACCCUGAACACGUAGAGAAGAUCAGAAAAUUGCCAAAUACAGUGCUAAGAAAGGACAAAGAUGUGGCAAGACUACAGGAUUUCCAAGAACUGGAGCUUGUUCUAACAGUAAGCGACAAAAACUUACUUUUCAGAGUACCAACACUUUCUGAACGGAGUGGUUAUAACAAGAAAGCAUCAGAACUGACAUACUAAUUGUUUAAAGAAGAAUAAAACAAAAUAUUUGUAUUGCAUUUUAAAAUUACAUAUUUGAAAUAUAUUAUCUAUAAGGGCUAAUGAUGUGGAAAAGUUCUAUUUUGUUAACCUUGAAAUAAACUAAAGAUGUUAUGCAGUUAUAGCUUGUAUUUAAUCUAAGAGUAACUAGUCUGAUAUGAACGUAGCUUAUGCAAAGAAAGUACUGGUAGAACUAUCUGUUUAUGCAGUACUCUUUUACUUACAAAAAGGUAAUCUUGAAAUAUUGUAGAGUUAUAGAAGCUCUCAGGGAAAGGCUUAUCUUCAACUGUUCUAAUAAUUUGUUUGCUAUAAAAUAGCAGAGGUACUCAUGUUAAAGAACCUGCCAUGAAACCCACAUAAUAUUUGUAUCGAGUCCAUUACUAUUGACAUGUUCACCAUUCAGAUCAUGUAUUUUACAUCAUCUCUUACUUAGAAGGAAAAAAACCAGAAGGGUUAAAUCUGUGAAAGAAGCACAAAACUGUCUAGUUUAAAUACUCCUAAGUGACUUAUUAUCUGUGAUUUCUUAAUCCCUAUUUACACAUUUCCCUAUUUCUCAGGUUGAAAACAAAGAAAAUUGUAGUAAUCAUCUAAAUCAUAAGUAUGCUCUCAACCAAAAUCAUAUGUCCCUUUUAUUGUUGUUUGUCAAUAUACAGUAUUGACAUAUGCAAUUUAAAAUACUAUUUUUGUUACUGUAUUGAAAACACAUUUCUCCAAUGCUGCUUUAAUUUCCCCUUUUAAAGCACAAAUAUUGUAGAACUGUUGUCCUUUUACCCCCUACAUUCCAGAGAAAGAGCCAGUCUGGAAACUUUUAAGUUUCCUAUAUAAAAGGAAACCAGGGUUUUCUGGGCCGAUAUUAAAAUCUUGAUGUUUCUAUGCAGCAUAUUUUCUUCUCCUCCUGCCAGUGUUUUGCAUUUACCUGUAUUGCUUACCGAAAAGUCACUUUUCCUAUUCCUGUUACUUAAAAUUCAGAAUUAGACUACUUUACUGUGAAAUCCUGGAAUAAGUAAAUUGAAAAGUAUUUAAGACAAUAGUGAGCUGGAUUUUAUCUAACAUUUUAGGAUCUUAAUAUUUACACAGUCAUCUGUAUUUGAGCAAGCACUAUAAUCUGGUAACAUAACUGUGUAAGUACAUGCUACGAAGCAGAUGACUGAAGUACUAGAUGUAAUAGGCAGCCAGAACAUUAUCGACCUGGACUGAGUUCCCCCCCCCCCCUUUUUCUUUUUUUUUAAGAUCUCCCCCCCCCCUUCCCUCUAGUUUCUGUGGAAACUACAGCAACCAAAGGAUUUUUAUCUUCUUAUUGUCUAACAGUAUUUACAGCCCAGGUUAGCUGUACAUUGUACGUGGACUUAUCAAUGGGCUUUGCAGAAGUAGCACACUGAGCAGGAAGCCACCAAACUAACUGAGGAGAGAACUGCGUCUUAAACUCCUAGCACUCUUCUCACAGAAAAUGACGACUUUCUCGGACGGGCAUUGGGUAUCUGCUACAGCCUUUUUUUCCCCCUUUCCCAGGGGCUACGACAGGAGAAAUGUCCCUCUGCCUCUGCAGUCAGGGCAGUCACCUGUAUUAUAGCUAACAUAAGAGGAACUGGUAACCAGGUUUACCCAUCAUCUCUCUUUCGCAUCCCGUGAGUAAUACUUUAUGCAAAAGGAAGCAGCUUUAGCAGGAGUGACUGAGCACACCAGAGGGAGCCCUCGCCCAAACCACCUUAGCUUCUGGCGCUCCAGUGUCCACCUGGAAGCACAGAUCCAUGCAAACACCCAGAUUUCUUAUGCAUCAAUUAGUUAGACUGAAUUUCCGUCUCCUAACGAUAAUAUUAGUAAAAACCUUUUGUCACAACCAGGUAUCCUCUGCUGAAGUGUUAAGAGGGCAAAUGCAGUCCGAGUCAGUGGCAAUAGCUGUUUCUUAUACCAAAUUGGUGGUGGUAUAUUAACUUCUGUAUAAUGGAAUAAUGCGAUUUCCUAUUGCAUUGUUUUUGGUAUACGAAACAGAUGAUACGGUUUAGGUGUCAGCUGGCUAAAUGCUAACUUAAUCCAUGCAGGUACCAAACUGUUACUGAUUAACCAGUCAGACCUACCAGAGAAUCUCAGCUGUUGGGUUGAUUGAUUUCAUUGUUAAUUGACUGUUGUGCACAGAUACUGAUAGCUAUCUAUGCAUUCAGACAAAUAUUUUUAUAUAUUAUGCAGUUUAUAAACAGAAGAUACUAUUAACCUUGCUAAUUUGAAUUAAUCUAGUAAGUGUAAUCACUACAUUACUGUGUAUGAUAAUAAUUCAUUAGUUUGUGCAUUGCUAUGUGAACUUGGUGUCAAACAAAUGCUUGGCUGCAGAUUAUUGUUUCUAUUUAAGAAGUGUCAUUUGUAAAAAUUAAUAAAUGAUUAUUUUUGUCUUCUCAAA